Camponotus floridanus (Florida carpenter ant) is the source of this 1008-nucleotide messenger RNA. RefSeq names its product cytochrome P450 4C1. The transcript has 9 exons. The record is from RefSeq and is a predicted model, not a curated record. Gene Ontology annotation, molecular function: heme binding; monooxygenase activity; iron ion binding. NCBI's taxonomy places the organism in Eukaryota, Metazoa, Arthropoda, Insecta, Hymenoptera, Formicidae.
AUGAAUACUGCCUGUGGCAUACUAACGAACAUUAAACCGGAGUCUUUAUCCAAUGAAAUCGAUCAAUGUCUCGAAGUAUUUGAGAGCGUGAGAAAAACUUUUAAAUCAAGAGUGCGAAAUGUAUUCUUAUAUCCUAAUUUGAUAUUCAAUCUCACUGCUGUGGGACGAGAGCAGCGAAAGAGCGUAAACUGUUUACAUUCUUUUACAAAUAAGAUAAUACAACAGCACACAUAUGCAUUAAAUACACAGAAUACCAACAUUGAAUCUGGAACGUCGAAUCAUAAAACAAUUCUUGACAUUCUAUUAGAAAUGUCUUAUAAAGACAAGUACCCGCAAGACAUGAUACAUGAUAAUCUAAUUACGAUAAUGUUAGAGGCUUUCGACACAAUAGCUGUUACGGUAGAUUUUGCAAUCUUUAUGUUAGCAAAUUUUCCAGAGAUACAAGAAAAAGCAUAUAAAGAAUUAUGGGAAAUUUAUGAGACGCAAACUCCAAAAUGUGCCCCAAUUAAAUACGAAGAUUUACAACAUAUGAAUUACUUAGAUUGCGUCAUUAAAGAAACUAUGAGAUUAUUUCCUGCUGUUCCUUUAAUUGGGCGAUAUCUAACAAAGGAUGUAAAAAUAGGAGAGUUUAUUUUGCCAAAGGACACUGAAAUUGUUUUGGCAAUACUGGCUCUACACCGAAAUGAAAAAUAUUGGCCCGAUCCGUUGAUAUUUGACCCGGAAAGAUUCCUCCCUGAGAAAAUAGGAACAUCUUAUAAGUAUUACAUGCCAUUUAGUUAUGGUCCCAGAAAUUGUAUAGGUAUGAGAUAUGCAAUGAUUGCAAUGAAAAUUCUCUUAGCAAUUUUGAUAAGAACAUUUGUAUUCAAAGUCGAGAAAAGUAUUCAGAUAAAUGCAAUAAAAUUAGAUAUGGCUAUAACACUAUGUACUGUUAAACCUAUAGAAGUCAUUAUUGAAAAACGAGAAUUACAUUAAAAUAAUAUAAGAAUAUGUUUAUUGAAAGACAAUUGA